This is a messenger RNA of Solanum verrucosum, 1635 nucleotides long. Its product is annotated as receptor-like protein EIX2. The coding region runs from base 1 to 1635 and encodes 544 amino acids. The record is from RefSeq and is a predicted model, not a curated record. Lineage: Eukaryota; Viridiplantae; Streptophyta; Magnoliopsida; Solanales; Solanaceae. The transcript is spliced from 3 exons. Gene Ontology annotation, molecular function: protein binding.
AUGGUGUCUAAUGCCACCACCCUUGAGACACUUGAUAUAGCAAUCAGCAACAUAGAAGGCCCAAUAUCAAAUGUUGAGUGGGGUAAACUCUGUAAUCUGCAGGAUUUGUAUCUAACACAGAAUAAACUCAACGGAGACAUAAGCAGAGUAGUGGAAGGGUUGUCUAACUGCAGCAACACAACCCUAGAGUUCUUAGGCCUUGCUGGAAACCGGUUGACAGGGCAGUUUCCAAAUUCAUUAGGACAUUUGAAGAACUUAAGGAUUCUUGGUAUAUCUUUUAACCAGAUAUCUGGCACGAUUCCCACAUCUAUUGAGCAACUGUCAAGGUUGGAAAUUUUGGACUUGGGACAAAGCCAACUGAAGGGAGCCUUACCUGAAAGCAUAUUUAAUCUCACUGAAUUAACUCAGUUAUUCCUUGCAACAAAUGAUUGGGAAGGCAAUCUUUCACAAAAUGACUUUGCAAGACUCUAUCAACUGAAGUUUUUAGCGAUAUCAUGUGGAGAAAGGUUUUCUGUCAACUUGAGCAGUGAAUGGAUUCCUCCAUUUAGCCUCACAUAUAUCGAGAUAAGGAAAUGUGCUUUCGGCUCCAAGUUACCGACAUGGCUGAAAACUCAAAAGCAGCUUCAUACUAAUAUUCUCUCCAACGGCUCCGUUUCAGAUUCUAUACCUCCUUGGCUUUGGACAAUGUGCUCACAAUUGCAGUUUCCAGAUCUAUCAGAUAAUGAGAUUGGUGGAAAUCUUCCAAGGUUAGUAAAUUUUCCGUCAUCCCAAAUCUGGACAGCAGACUUCUAUUCUAGUUACAGUGAUGGUGUUGUGGUGGACUUAAGUUCCAAUAGCUUCCAUGGUUUGUUACCUCUUUGGCCAAAUGUAACACAUUUGAAUCUUGCAAACAACCUGUUUUCAGGAUUAAGUCCCAUAAACAUUGGUCAUGUGAUGACAAAACUCCAAGUUUUAGAUCUUUCUGGAAAUACAUUUACAGGAUCUAUACCAUAUUCAAUAACAAGAGUGAAGCAGCUAAUGAGAUUGGACCUCUCAGACAAUCAUUUUUCUGGAAAGAUACCUGACUGGUGGGCUGAUUUAUUGAGUCGCAAUAACCUCUUUGGAGAACUUCCAAAAUCAUUAAGCAAUUGCAAAAGCUUGCUUACUCUUGACAUCGGAGAGAACAAAAUCAGUGGCACCAUACCCGAGUGGUUCGGAGAAAGUCUAUUAUCCUUGCAAAAGCUUAGCAUGACAGAAAACAUGAUUGGUGGACACAUUCCACCAACACUUUGCCAACUUUUUGGCCUUCAAAUUCUUGAUCUUUCCCAUAAUAAUUUGACAGGAAGAAUUCCAGAGGACAUAGGGAGCAUGCAGCAAUUGGAGACACUAGACCUUUCAUCUAACCAUCUCUCUGGUUCUAUCCCAUUGAGCAUGACUUCAAUCACUACACUAAGCUAUCUUAACUUGUCAUAUAAUAACCUUGGUGGCCCUAUCCCAUCAAAAAAACAAUUUGGAACCUUCACUAAUCCUUCAAGUUUUGAAUGUAAUCCAAAACUCUGUGGGAAACCAUUGAUUACAGAUUGCUCUCCACCAAGAAAAAGAGAUCUCAAGAAAAUUGAAGAAGAAGAAGAUGAUGAUGAAAGGCUGUGGUUUUAA